Molecule: messenger RNA, 1101 nt
Organism: Diversispora eburnea
Lineage: Eukaryota; Fungi; Glomeromycota; Glomeromycetes; Diversisporales; Diversisporaceae
Source: the annotation of a GenBank genome assembly
AUGGAAACGAAAAGUUUAACAACCUCAACUAAAACGAACACAAAAAAAAGGGAAUUAAGAAAGGAAAUACCUAAAGAAUUAGAUAUUAAUGAUGUAUACAAUCCCAGAUACGAUGUUACCCAAUUAAUGUCUACUAGAAAAAAAUUAUUUGCUUCAAAAAAACCGCCUAGACCACCAAACAGUUAUUUUUUGAUAAAAAAUUGUUACAUGUUAGAAUUACGCAGAAUCGGUUUACGAUUUACAAUGCCUGAAUUAUGUAUCCAGUCAAAGAAACUGUGGAAAGAAGCACCAAAAGAAGUCAAAAAUCGUUACGAAGAAAUGCAAUCAAAAGCUCAAAGUAUCCACAAUGAAUUAUAUCCUGGAUAUAAAUUCAGACCAAGAAAAAAACAAACUUUUAAAAUGCACACUUUUCCCCACGAAAAUUCUGCUAAUGUUACAACUUUUAGUUCCACGAAUUAUUUGAAUAGGCAAUUGGAUAAUUAUUCAGAACCUGAAGUUAGAUCUCUAGCAUCUUCUAAUUCUUCAGAUUCCCCCAAAACUAAUCAUUCGCUGGCUGAAUCUGAAAUUUCUACUCCUACACAUCCUGAAUUCUUUAAAUAUUCUCCAACACUUUCAAAUUUAAAAAUGCACACUUUUCUUCACGAAAAUUCUGCUCACACUUUUCCCCACGAAAAUUCUGCUAAUGUUACAACUUUUAGUUCCACGAAUUAUUUGAAUAAUUAUUCAGAAUCUGAAGUUAGAUCUCUAGCAUCUUCUAAUUCUUCGGAUUCCCCCAAAACCAAUCAUUCGCUGGAUGAAUCUGAAAUUUCUACUCCUACACAUCCUUAUUCCUUUGAAUAUUCUCUACCACUUUCAAAUCAAUUUGACAAAUUUUGUUUCGAUAAUAAACAAACAACUGGUUCAUUACCAAAUGAAGAAUUUAAUGAAUCGUUAGAAAAUUUUGACAUUCAAAAUCUUCAACACACACAAUGUAGUAUUUCGCACAUUUAUAAUCAAAACGAAAAUUUAAAUGUUCCUAUAGUCAUAGAUGCUACUUUUUUUGACCUAGAACAACAUAUCAAUUUUGGAUACAUUGGAUAUGAUCCUUUUGCACUUUAUUAG